AUGGCCGUUCAACUUGUCGAAGAGGCCGGUGAAUGGUGGGAAUCUAUUUUAGAAAGUAGGAAGGACGCGAGGAGGGCAGCUAGGACCGCGGCUCAGGCGAAUGAGCCCGAUGUUGAAAAUUUGACGUGGGCCGAAUUCGAGGAUCUAUUUGCGAGUCAGUAUUUUCCAGACUCAUCUCGUGACCAAUUGAGGGAUCAAUUUGAGAAGCUUGAGCAGGGUAAUAUGACCGUUUCUGAAUACGCAUUGAGGUUUCAGUCCUUGUCACGAUUUACUCCCGAGCUAGUAGCAACCGAGGAUAGGAAGUGUCAACGCUUCGAGAGGGGUUUGUAUUCUUCCGUAAAGAGAUUGGUAGUGGCUCAACAUAAGAUGAGAUAUUCUGAGGUUGUUGAAUGCACAAGGAGUGUCAAAAUACCAAAGGAGUCUCAGAGAAAUAGGGGAGUUUGGGAACCUAGGCAACCGACCGUUACCGCUAGUUCUUCGGGGACUUUUGGGAGCCAAGGGAGGAAAAGGCUAAGGGAGUCAUCUUCUGCAACUCAAAGCCAACCGAAUGUUAGGGCAUUUACCAUUUCUUCUGGUGUUCGAGGAGCUCAUUCCAGGCCAGUGGUUACGUGUCACCGUUGUGGUCAGCCGGGCCACUUUUGUGCAGAUUGUAGGUCGAAGGAGUGUUAUGUGUGUGGGGAGUUUAGCCAUCUAGCCAAAGAUUGUCCUCGUAGAGUGAGAAGUGCUCGUAGUGAGUCGGGUUCCGUGCAGCAGCCGGGGUCAGGGCAUGGGUUUAGCCAGCAGUCAUUCAGGGGUACACAGAGACAGCAACAACCACAUUUCCGUCAGACCACUACCGUUCAGGGCUCUCAGAACGAAAGGGGUAAUCAGACUACUCAGGGAAGGGCUUUCGCCAUCACUUCUACUAUUCCACCACCUCCAGUUACUUCUCAUGCUCCAGAGGCUUCGGUUGUGAGGGGUACAUUUCUAUUGUUCAAUUCCUUUGCUAAAGUACUCUUUGAUUCUGGAGCAUCUCAUUCAUUUAUUGUUGCAUCCUUUGUGUGUACUUUGGAGUUGAAAACUGAAAGUAUGAGUCCACCGUUGUUUGUUGAAACACCUUUAGGGGGUAGGACACCCUUGGAUCGUAUUUGUCGAAACUGUGAACUUCUUAUUCAUGACCGCCGCUUCACCUUUGAUUUCAUUGUAUUGGGAAUGUCGGGCUUUGACCUUAUUUUGGGAAUGGAUUGGUUAUCUACGUUUCAUUCUACCAUUGAUUGUUUCAAGCGUCGAGUUCGUAUUUGUCCGCCUGAGGGUGCUUGUUUUGAGUUCUUUGGGGAGCGUCGGGAACUGUUGGAGUCGUACCUUUGUGGGUCUCGAGAGCGGGAGUCCAUUUAUUCUUUGUUGGCGAGUUUGACUCUAGAUGAGGAUGUGUCCGCGCGUGGGGAGUUGCCUCUUGUUGUUUGCAAUUUCCCGGAUGUGUUUCCGGAGGAGUUACCCGGUUUACCUCCCGAGAGAGAAGUCGAGUUUACUAUCGAGUUGCUUCCCGGUACCGCACCAAUCUCUGUGCCACCUUAUCAUUUUGCUCCCGCUGAACUUAGGGAAUUAAAGGUCCAGUUGCUAGAAUUGGAAAAUUUAGGGUUUAUUCGCCCGAGUACAUCUCUGUGGGGAGCACCGGCACUUUUUGCGCAAAAGAAGGAUGGCUCACUUCGUUUGUGUAUUGAUUACCGUAAGCUCAACCAAGUCACCAUUAAGAAUAAGGUCCAAAGAGAGGAUGUUCUGAAAACCGCUUUUCGUACGCGUUAUGGUCAUUACGAGUUUGUAGUUAUGCCUUUUGGGUUGAUGAAUGUGCCGGCUACUUUCAUGGACUUAAUGAACCAUAUCUUUCAUGCCUACCUUGAUCGCUUCGUGGUCGUUUUUGUAGACGACAUUCUCAUAUACUCACCAUCGCAGGAGGAACACCAAUCUUAUCUCACUAUCGUUCUUGAACUCUUGAGAGAGCACCGUUUGUACGCGAAGCUUAGUAAAUGCGAGUUUUGGUUAUCCGAGGUUAAAUUCUUGGGUCACGUGGUUUCGAAUGGUGGAGUGUCCAUAGAUCCGGAGAAGAUACAGUCUGUUAUGAAUUGGCAGCGACCAAAAAAUGUGCUUGAGAUUCGUAGUUUCUUGGGUUUGGCAGGGUAUUAUCGCCGUUUCAUCCAAGACUUUUCAUGCCUAGCAGCACCUAUGACUAGGUUGACACGGAAAGGGACACAUUUUGUUUGGGGUGACGCAUGUGAGACAACUUUUGUGGAAUUGAAGAAAAGAUUGAUGACCGCGCCGGUUUUGAUUGUGCUCGAACGUGGAGUUGGCUAUUCUGUUUAUUGCGACGCUUCAAAAGAGUGGCUUGGGUGCAUUUUGAUGCAAUUGGGGCGAGUAGUGGCGCACGGGUCGCGGAAAUUGAAAACUCAUGAGCGGAAUUAUCCUACGCAUGACUUAGAACUUGCGGCCGUUGUAUUUGCGUUGAAGAGUUGGCAUCAUUACUUGUACAGUGAGAGAUUCGAGGGCUUUUCUGAUCACAAGAGUUUGAAAUACCUAUUCUCCUAA
Rhododendron vialii is the source of this 2559-nucleotide messenger RNA. RefSeq lists its product as uncharacterized. Gene Ontology annotation, molecular function: zinc ion binding; nucleic acid binding. The coding region runs from base 1 to 2559 and encodes 852 amino acids. The record is from RefSeq and is a predicted model, not a curated record. The transcript is spliced from 3 exons. NCBI's taxonomy places the organism in Eukaryota, Viridiplantae, Streptophyta, Magnoliopsida, Ericales, Ericaceae.